UAAAUGCUACAGUGAGGCAGGGUAGACGUUGGACUCUCUUUCACAGUUGCUUUGAUGUGGAAAAUGGCCCGUCCCCAGGUCGCAGCCCGCUGGACCCGCAGGCCAGCUCCUCGUCAGGACUCGUAUUGCACACGACAUUCCCAGGCCACAGCCAGCGCAGGGAGUCGUUCCUGUACAGAUCCGACAGCGACUAUGACUUAUCACCAAAGACGAUGUCCAGGAACUCUUCUCUCCCAAGUGAACAGCACGGGGACGACCUGAUUGUCACACCUUUCGCCCAGGUGCUGGCGAGCCUACGAAGCGUGAGGAACAACUUCACGCUCCUGACCAAUUUGCAUGGCACAUCCAACAAGAGAUCUCCAGCAACAAGUCAGCCACCUGUCUCCAGAGUUAACCUGCAAG
Messenger RNA from Leptosomus discolor (cuckoo roller), 402 nucleotides. The record is from RefSeq and is a predicted model, not a curated record. NCBI's taxonomy places the organism in Eukaryota, Metazoa, Chordata, Aves, Leptosomiformes, Leptosomidae.